Messenger RNA from Teleopsis dalmanni, 587 nucleotides. Its product is annotated as glycerol-3-phosphate phosphatase-like. Gene Ontology annotation, molecular function: phosphatase activity. Gene Ontology annotation, cellular component: cytoplasm. Lineage: Eukaryota; Metazoa; Arthropoda; Insecta; Diptera; Diopsidae. The transcript has 2 exons. The record is from RefSeq and is a predicted model, not a curated record. The coding region runs from base 8 to 340 and encodes 110 amino acids.
GUUUCCAAUGUAUCACAUACCCGAUACGGGAUCCAUUGUGAGUUCAAUUGAGUCUUGUGUCGAUCGUGCUGUCAUGCAAAUGGGUAAACCGAAUCCAUUAAUAUGUGAAGGUCUUAUCAAUGCUGGAGUGUUGAAAACAGAACGCACUUUAAUGAUUGGAGAUUGUUGCAAGAUUGAUGUAACAUUCGGAAAAAACUGUGGUUUCCAAACAUUACUUGUUGGUACUGGAAGUUAUCAGCUAGAAAAACUACAUAACAUAUAUCCAAAUAUAGAAGACUACAGAAAAUACAUUCCAGAUACUUAUUUACCAGCUCUCGGAGAUCUAUUAACAUUUUUAUAAUUAUUUGAAAAAUUUAUUAUAAUAAUUAAUUAACUUUUAUUAAAUACUUUCUUAUUAAAUAAUGUGUUUAACAACAUUUGUUCAGUUUGCAUUUAACUUGAGUUCUUAAUCAAUUACAUAUUUUGUAGGCAAAGGGGAAAUAAGAUGAUAGGGAAGAGAGAUAUGUUUUAGGUUAUGAUUAAAAGAUAUUUAUAUAUAAUAGUUUCAGUUUUCUGUGUAUAAAAGAAUAAUUUGUUAUAAAAAUAAA